AUGACGGACCAGGAGCUUCAAAUUCCCGACCCCCGAACUCGCACAGCAUUGGAAAACGAACCCACCCUGAGAAUUGUUCUCAAGGCUAAAUAUCGUCCUGAUAAGUCCCGACGCUCUGCAGAUGUCAUUCCCUGGGCAGAGAAGCUUGCCGAGAGCGUCAGUCGCGCCGCACUCAAGGAAGUUGGGAAACCAAAUGCCGACUUUGAGAUAAGCCUGAACAUAAUUCAGAUGCUCGGCUCGCCGGACUAUGUAUAUAUCUGUUACGAUAUUUUCCGCGCUGAGUGCGAUCGAAAUGUACGGCUCCAGACCCAGGAGAGUUUGCAACAGCCAAUUCAUUAUGCUAGUCGGAGAGGAGGUACAUACCUCAUGCGGAAGGAUGCGCGUAUUGAGGCAUUCGCAUCUCGAUCCUACUCAGAUAUGAGAAAGCUCGACAAAGGAGAACUGCCGCUGUUUUCGGACCUGAAAUUCCCGCCGUGUUACAUCUUUGGGAAACGCAUGGAAGAGCAAGGGCGGAGCCAGGAAGAAUGGCAACAGCUCCGGGCAGAGCGGAAGAAACAGAAUGCUCAGUCGUCGGAAGGGGAUAAGAUGAUUCAAGGUGUCCUGGAAAAAGAUAGUGAGGGGUGGGAACACGAUGAGCCAGAUAACCCUGUCCCAAGAGAAGAACUCCAGCGGGCUGAGCCGUCGGGUGAGGAUAAGCCAAUGGCGGGUGGCCCAGAGGAGAAAAGUGAGGACAGGCAGCACGACAAGCCACCAGUUGGUGAUGGUUUUAAAUGA
Messenger RNA from Penicillium verrucosum, 774 nucleotides. RefSeq lists its product as uncharacterized. The transcript has a single exon. NCBI's taxonomy places the organism in Eukaryota, Fungi, Ascomycota, Eurotiomycetes, Eurotiales, Aspergillaceae. The coding region runs from base 1 to 774 and encodes 257 amino acids. The record is from RefSeq and is a predicted model, not a curated record.